Molecule: messenger RNA, 893 nt
Organism: Scleropages formosus (Asian bonytongue)
Lineage: Eukaryota; Metazoa; Chordata; Actinopteri; Osteoglossiformes; Osteoglossidae
Gene: foxl3
Product: forkhead box L3
Exons: 3
Coding region: 1-699 (232 amino acids)
Biological process (GO): regulation of transcription by RNA polymerase II; cell differentiation; anatomical structure morphogenesis
Molecular function (GO): DNA-binding transcription factor activity, RNA polymerase II-specific; RNA polymerase II cis-regulatory region sequence-specific DNA binding
Source: RefSeq, a predicted model, not a curated record
AUGUUUGAUAAUACGCAGUAUCCGUACAACUGCUUCAAUUAUGACGGUGACGGAUACCCUACCUGUGGUACUGAUGACGAGAAGAAAAUGUGUCGACCUGCGUACAGCUACAUCGCGCUCAUCGCCAUGGCCAUCCAGCAGAGCCCCGGGCGCAGGGUCACUCUGUCCGGCAUCUACGAGUUCAUCAUGCGGAGGUUCCCCUACUACCGCAGUAACCAGCGCGCCUGGCAGAACUCCAUCCGGCACAACCUGUCCCUCAACAGCUGCUUCGUCAAGGUUCCCAGGACUGAAGGCAAUGAAAAGGGCAAAGGAAACUACUGGACUUUCGCCACAGGAUGCGAGUCCAUGCUGGACCUCUUUGAAAACGGCAACUUUCGCCGCCGCCGCCGCAGACGCAACAUCAAGAUGGGCUUCCGGGAGCCCCCUGAGGCCUUCCUGCCCAUGGAGGGUCCGCAGGAGACCCCCAUGGGGCAGCUAGACUCCAGCCCCUUCUGCUCCAUUGACCCCAGCCAGAGACAAGCCCCACUGAACCCCCCCUCCCUGGGAAAACCUGAUUCUGAAAUUAAGUUCAGCAUUGACUACAUCCUCUCCACCCCAGACCCCGCUCCUGGCUUUCGCCCCCCUCAUUCCAGCACCACGGGACCCCAGAUUCAGCUGCUGGAGCCCCAGCACCUCAAUCUGCACUUCUGGACCAUGUGACCCUCUGACGGCUGUGAGUAGAACUGUGCCGUAGCCCAGCUGGAGACUGCACCCACAGCGGAAGCACAGCUCCUUCCUCUCGCUCGUGAACGUCAGUGUGAAAAUGACCUGCUACCAUAGGCUUCUUUCCCUUGGCUUGGAUGCAAUUUUUAAUCUUUACACAUGAUGUAUAGCUUCGGAUUCGUGUCCCGUGC